UGAUGAUGAUGAUGAUGAUGAUGAGAGUGUUUCGGCAUCGAAUUGUGGAGUGAAGAGAGAGUAUACGUCGGAGGAGAAAGAGGAGGAGGCGGCAGCAAUUGGGUAUAAAGUGAUUGGCCCUCUAGAGCGCUCCGACAGGGUUUUCAAGCCCUACGAGCUGGUUUUCGCUGUUGUUCAGAUUGGUUCACACCAAUUUAAGGUGAGCAAUGGGGACUGCAUUUACACUGAGAGAUUGAAGUUCUGUGAAGUGAACAACAAGCUGAUUUUAAACAAGGUUCUCAUGCUAGGUUCACAGAGUCAGACCAUCAUUGGCAGGCCCAUAUUGCCUGAUGCUGCAGUUCAUGCAGUUGUUGAGGAGCAUGCCUUAGAUGCCAAAGUAAUUAUAUUCAAGAAAAAGAGAAGGAAGAACUAUCGCCGAACCAAAGGGCAUCGGCAGGAACUAACGAAGCUGAGGAUAACUGAUAUUCGAGGACUUGAAAAGCCAGAAAUGACGGUAGCUGGUAAGAUGGAAAAGGUAUCUGUUAAGAAGCUAGAAAAGGUAGCUGUUGCUGCUUAGGAGAGGAUUUUUUUACCCAUUAGCAAUAGUUUCUCUCAGGGUUUUAAAAAUCGGCAGUUGCGUAUCAGGAUUUUGGAGUUCUGUUACUGAUAUAUGUCCGUAUCACUAAUACCGAUACAUCUCGAUACCGGUAUUUAAAACCAUGGUUUCUAUAUAUUACUAGAACUUCAAGUUUUUUACUUAGAGGCUCUUUAAAUGACUAUGCUCCCCUUCCAGUUUUGCCAAUGUCUAUUUUAAUAUGUAAUAUAUAUUAGGCAAAUAUUUCUCAAUUCUGUUGUAGGGUUGAAUAAAUUGAAUGAUACUUGUUUGUAUUUCGUUGUGCAAAUGCGCAAUUCAUGGAACUUUGAGCAUUGGUUUUUCCCCCCUGCUGAAAUAGAAUAAUGUUUUAGUUUUACAGCA
This is a messenger RNA of Camellia sinensis, 955 nucleotides long. RefSeq names its product Ribosomal protein L21 (gene NFD1). Gene Ontology annotation, molecular function: structural constituent of ribosome; RNA binding. Gene Ontology annotation, cellular component: ribosome. Lineage: Eukaryota; Viridiplantae; Streptophyta; Magnoliopsida; Ericales; Theaceae. Gene Ontology annotation, biological process: translation. The record is from RefSeq and is a predicted model, not a curated record.